GGCAGGAUGGCAUCUGCUCAGGACCUUCUAAUCCUGGCACUCUAUGGCUUGUUACUAGAGCUACCGGCUGGAUGUCACGCAGCAGAUACGAGGCAACCAAGGUUACGUCUGUCACAUAAAGAGCUCUGGGAUUUAAACAGGACGUCAGUCUUUCGUAGCCCGUUUGGAUAUCUUGGACUUCAUAUAAUGCUGCUGGAUGAGUACCAAGAGCGACUGUUCGUGGGAGGAAGAGACCUCUUGUAUUCCCUCAGUUUGGAUCGAAUCAGCGACAACUACCGAGAGAUCCACUGGCCUAGUACACCUCUACAGGCAGAGGAAUGCAUAAUUAAAGGAAGAGAUGCUGAUGAAUGUGCAAAUUACAUCCGAGUCCUUCACCGAUACAACAGGACCCAUCUUCUGGCUUGUGGAACAGGAGCUUUUGAUCCACUCUGUACUUUUAUAAGAGCUGGACAUCCAUCAGAGGAUCAUCUGUUUCAACUGGAAUCGCACAAAUUUGAGAGAGGACGAGGCAGGUGCCCUUUUGACCCCAGUUCUUCCUUCACCUCCAUCUUAAUUGGUGGUGAACUUUUUACUGGUCUCUACAGCGACUACUGGGGAAGAGAUGCUGCCGUGUUUCGCUCCAUGAACCGCGCGGCCCAUCUUCGCACCGAACCUGACAAUGAGCGCCUGCUGAAAGAACCAAAAUUCGUUGGCUCGUACAUGAUUCCUGACAAUGAAGACCACGAGGAUAACAAAGUAUAUUUCUUCUUUACUGAAAAAGCUUUGGAAGCUGAGACAAGCACUCAUGCCAUAUAUACCAGAGUGGGACGUGUAUGUGCGAAUGACAUGGGAGGCCAGCGAGUGCUCGUCAAUAAAUGGACCACUUUCCUCAAAACCAGACUAGUUUGUUCUGUGCCUGGGAGAAAUGGAAUUGACACACAUUUUGAUGAAUUAGAGGAUGUGUUUCUGCUGCAAACUCGUGAUAACAAAAAUCCAGUGAUAUUUGGCCUCUUCAACACAACAAGCAAUAUAUUCAGAGGAUAUGCUAUAUGUGUUUACCACAUGGCAAGUGUCCGAGCAGCUUUCAAUGGACCAUAUGCUCAUAAAGAAGGACCUGAAUACCACUGGGCUCUCUAUGAAAGAAAAGUACCUUAUCCUCGACCUGGUUCAUGUGCCAGCAAGGUGAACGGCGGGCUGUACACUACCACUAAAGACUAUCCUGAUGAAGCUGUACAUUUUGCCAGGAGUCAUCCACUGAUGUAUCAGCCCAUCAGGCCUGUUCAUAAGAGACCAAUACUUGUUAAAACAGAUGGAAAGUACAAUCUUAAACAAAUAGCAGUGGACAGAGUGGAGGCUGAAGAUGGACAAUAUGAUGUUUUGUUCAUUGGCACAGAUAAUGGUAUUGUGCUGAAAGUCAUAACAAUUUACAAUCAAGAGACAGAAUCAAUGGAAGAAGUGAUUCUUGAAGAGCUGCAAGUAUUCAAGAUGCCAGUUCCUAUUAUUUCUAUGGAAAUCUCUUCAAAAAGGCAACAGCUCUACGUGGGAUCCGAGGAGGUCAUAGCCCAAGUGAAGUUCCACCAGUGUGACAUGUACGGCACAGCCUGCGCCGACUGCUGCCUGGCUCGGGAUCCCUACUGCGCCUGGGACGGGAUCUCCUGCUCCCGCUACUACCCCACAGCAGUGCAGGCAAAGAGACGUUUCCGCAGACAAGACGUUCGGCACGGAAACGCAGCACAGCAGUGCUUUGGCCAGCAGUUCAUUGGUGAAGUUCUGGACAAGACUGAGGAGCGACUUGUUUAUGGAAUAGAGUACAACAGCACCCUUCUGGAAUGCACCCCUCGGACCUUACAAGCAAAAGUAAUCUGGUUUGUCCAGCGAGCACAUGAAACUAAGAAGGAAGAGGUGAAGACUGAUGAUAGAAUAAUAAAAAUGGACCUUGGCCUUUUAUUCCUGAAGCUGCAUCGACUGGAUGCAGGGACUUAUUUUUGUCAGACAGUAGAACACAGCAUUGUUCACACUGUCAGGAAAAUCACCCUGGAAAUAGUCGAGGAAGAACGUGUAGACGAAAUGUUCAAUAAAGACUAUGAGGAGGAGAUCCCUCACAAAAUGCCAUGCCCAAUGCAGAGCAGUAUACCUCAGGCUUCAAGGCCAUGGUAUAAGGAAUUUCUUCAACUGAUAGGUUACAGCAACUUCCAGAGGGUGGAAGAAUACUGUGAAAAAGUGUGGUGUUCAGAUAAGAAGAGAAAAAAGCUGAAAAUGUCUCCAUCCAAGUGGAAAUAUGCCAGCCCACAGGAGAAGAAGGCAAGGAUCAGGCCAGAGCAUUACCGAUUGCCCAGGAACAUAGCUGACUCUUGAUGGACAAAAUCCAUCCACUGUUUCUGAGCAAAAUUUUAUUUGGACUUAAGAGGGAGAAAUCAGUCUUGGUUUGAGUAAAUUUCACAGGUUUAUAUAUGUAAAAUAUUGGGACUUAAAACAAAAAUGCUAUGGUAAGUUAUAUUGUACACUCAUGAUGACUGUUUAGAAGCAUUUUAAACAAAAUCUUCUCGACUAUCUGGUUGUAAGUAAGUAAAUGCAAUCAGUUUUGCAUU
Molecule: messenger RNA, 2567 nt
Organism: Vidua chalybeata
Lineage: Eukaryota; Metazoa; Chordata; Aves; Passeriformes; Viduidae
Gene: SEMA3E
Product: semaphorin 3E
Exons: 17
Coding region: 7-2334 (775 amino acids)
Biological process (GO): negative regulation of axon extension involved in axon guidance; neural crest cell migration; semaphorin-plexin signaling pathway
Molecular function (GO): semaphorin receptor binding; chemorepellent activity
Source: RefSeq, a predicted model, not a curated record